Molecule: messenger RNA, 3677 nt
Organism: Strongylocentrotus purpuratus (purple sea urchin)
Lineage: Eukaryota; Metazoa; Echinodermata; Echinoidea; Camarodonta; Strongylocentrotidae
Exons: 12
Coding region: 1-1437 (478 amino acids)
Molecular function (GO): GTP binding; GTPase activity
Source: RefSeq, a predicted model, not a curated record
AUGGACUACAAUUGUGGUCAACGACAGGAGAAGAAAUGCAUUCUUGUUUACUUCGCCAUUCCCUCAAAGACAAUUGCUCAUCCACAAUCAAUCUUCAUUUCACCUUGGUACAUUGACCAAGCUGAGAUGGUCAGAGCAUGGUCAGAGGAGUGUUCCUAUUGUCCAGGGUGUUCGGUUGUUGACAGGUCUAAAGAAUAUGGACUGAAUACGAUCAGCAAGAAGCUUGGCCUACGACUGCUUGCACCUCGGAAGAAGAUCAAUGUUCUCCUGAUUGGCAAUCACUCAGCGGGAAAGAGCUCCUUUAUCAACUGGUAUGUUGAAGAACAUGUUCAGAGGACGGGAGUGGCUAUUGAGACCCAGGGUUUCUCCUUCAUUACCAGUGGACGGAAACGGGAGUCACUCACGGGAAAUGCCACGCUCCACCUGUACCCCCACUUCAAAGAGCUGGCCAAACUCGAAGGAGUGGUUGAAUACCUGAACACGGAGGUGAUCACAUCCAAGCAGAAGAAGUUCAGUCUGGUGACCUUUGUGGACACCCCUGGUCUGGUGGACGGUGACAUGAAGUACCCCUUCGAUGUGGAGCAGGCUAUCCUGUGGCUAGGUGACCUCGCUGACCUGAUCUUUGUCUUCUUUGACCCUAUCGGUCAAGCCUUGUGCAAGCGCACCAUGAACCUGGUGGAGAAGCUCAAUGAGAAGCAUGCUGACCGGGUCAAGUUCUACCUCACUAAGGCUGAUGAGGCUGGACAUGAGAGUGACCGACAGCGUGUUUUGAUGCAGAUUGUCCAGGAGUUGUGUAAGAGACCUGGUCUAAACCGUGCUGGCUUCAACAUGCCCACCAUCUUCAUCCCAAGUAUGUCAUCAGGAAAGAAUCGAUGCGUGAACCAGAUAGAGGAGGUAUGUAAGGAUGUAGAGAAGACAAUCAAACAUACUGUUCAGAACACGCUCAACACACUAGAGAAGGACUGUGAACACAUCGCUAAACUCAUUGAUGAGAAGCUGGAAAACGACAGGCAAGCCAAUUCCUACAACCUUUGGGCCAGGGGUAAAUCACUCAUCUUCUACGCUUUGGGAUUGUUGCUUCCAUUUCUUCUCUUCAUCAACUUCUUGGCCAGUACAGUGUCUGAUGAGUUCACCGCAGGAAUGCUAGGAGAAGAGGGAGCUGCCAUGCUUAAAUCAUACUUGAGUCCUAUAGGAGGUAUCUGGCAGACCAUACCAGUUGAAAACCAUCUUCAUGCUAUGAUAGGCAUUGCUGUUAUAUGCUUCCUGCUUCUUCUGUUUGCUAAGCUCUCUACAAGAUUAAAGCCUACGUUGACUAGGAAGGAGAAGAGGUAUUUCAGUGAACAGAGGGAUUAUGUACAGAAUCAUGUCAAGAAAGCAAAGGAAAAGCUGUACACAGAAUAUCUGAACCAGUGUGUAGCCAUCUCUGACCUCAGCUGAAGCAAGCUUGUGACUAGACCAUCAUCAUCAUUGUCGUAGCAGAGUACUAAUCAUUUCUACUGCGUGAUAUAAUCGCACCAUGAUAUUACAAUCGCACCAUGAUAUUACAAUCACGCCAUGUUUUUCUAGGGAAACUCUAGCAAAAUUGCCUUGUAAGUUAUAUGGAAUUGGACAGUACGGUGAAAAGCCAAGAAGAAAUUAUUUAAAUGUUUUUAAAAAACUGAUAGUAACAAUAAUGUAAGUGAUACAGAAGACAACACAAGCUGAAACAAUGAGGAAAUUAUGUAAUAGAAAUAAUAGAUGUAUAGGCAAGGUUCUGUAAAAUCAGGUUAGAGGGGUCAUAAGGCUAACAUUUGUAAUCAUCACACUACAUUGCUUUCAGGAAUUUUAUUCCUUUCUGGAUUUUCCCCUGGUUAUUAGUUAAAAAGCACAUAGUAAGAAUAUCAUUUAGUCAUCAUUUUUGUAUACAGAAACCCAUAUUUUCCACUUGCCAGUAUUAUUGGUGUAAUAAUGUUGAGAAAUGUAGAAAAUUCAUUGAAUCGCAGUAUGUGUAAGCAGAAAAGCAGAAGUACUUCUAAAACUUAAUUUGAGAAGAUAUGCUGCAUAUGAUAUUUAUUUUCUACCACAGCUUCCGUAGUUCUCAAAAUAUUCAUAAGCUAGGACUAUUACUAAGGUAGUUGAUUUUCAAUCUUUUUGUUUUUGUUACCAAGAUUUUAAAGAUAGAAACUAUGAUAUGAUGAAGUCCCAUUUUUUAUUGAUAAUGGUUUGAAGAAGCUGACAGAUGUAUAGAAGGAAUAUAUUUUAAAAUGCUAAUAUUUUGUAACUAUGGUAUUAAAUGAAAGAAACAAAAUUAGGGGAUACCAAUGAAGAUCUAUGUAAAGAUGAGAGGUGGUGAGAAAAUGGACCAACAGUUAAAAUAUUUACACCUCGAAAAGGAAUAAAAAUCAUUGUCCUCAGCUCCGACAGUCCUGAAAGUAUUCUAAUGAAAUUUUAAGAAUUCUAUUGUUUCCCAUGUUCAAAUGAUCCAUUAUUUUUUGUUAUAAUUUCGAUUAAGAAGUUCAGAAACAUCAGGUUUAUUAUUAAUAUAGCAAUUUUUCUGAAGGAAUUUUUAUUUUGUUCAAUAAAUGCUUUGAUUUAACUUUUGUGAAAUUAUGAAUAUUACAUUAUUUGUAGACAUUCUUGCUAUCGUUUCUCUUCAUUACAAUUCAUUUUCCUCAUUCAGGAUAUUUUUUUUUUUUAAAGUAUAUGAUUCACGGCAGAAGAGUUUAUGAAUGUAAUAGGUAAUUUUAUUUAAUUUUAUCAAAUUGAUCACUGAGAAAUGAAUUUAAAAAGAAGAGGUAUUACUGUAUAGAGAUUUUCAUAUGGUAACUUGAAUCGCACGACCAGGGUAAAUAUUGUUUUUGUAGUGCUGUUAUAUGAAUUAUUUUGCAGAUACAUUGUUUGAAAUAAUAAUUUGAAUUGAGAGUCCUCACGUGGCGUAUUAAUAUUAAGUGCCUAUUAUUAAACAAAGUAUUUGUACAGAGAAAGUAUUUGUGAAAAUUAUGAAGUGUGUUCUCCAUUUGAUUUUUCAUUCUAAAACUCUCAUUUGUAAUCCUUUCGACCUUCCUCACAUUCUCCUUGUGAUCACAAAUCAUACUGAAUUAAGUUUGAAUUCAUUACAAAUUAAUUGCUCAAUUUUUUUCAAAAGUAUGAAAGGGAAUUAUAUCAUUCUUCUUCCAUUAAAAUAAUAUUUUCUAUUGAGGUUGGAGCAAAGCUUCCCUUCCAGAAGAGGAAUUUUCUUGAUAACUACCGGUAUCAAGUUUAAAAUUUCCUCUGAACAGCAUUGUUCUAUCUCAUUUAUUAAUGCAUUGCUGUGCGCUAUAGAAAUGUAAUUUUAUUCGUUUGAAUGACACACGGUUUUAUUUUGUACAAUGUGCCGCAUCAUUAGUGUAGGUACUAUGGUUGAUGUGUGUGAUAGGUUUAUUCUUGGUUGAAUUACAGUUACCGGUACUUCUUUGUUUUCUUGCCCAUAUCAGAAAGCCUUUUGCAAAACUAUUUCACAAGUAUGAAUUAGUCCAGUAGUUUUGCCUUGUUGCCUUUCUGGCUACUUUACUUCAUGAAUCUGUGUAAUCCUCUUUUUUUUUUUAAUGAUUGUUUGACUGCCAUCCUAACCUUGUCUUCAUCAAAUCUGAUAUCAUUUCCAUUUAUAGAAAUUACUGAAAAGCACAUAGAUGAAAUUAAAUGAAAGUGAAAAAUGGUUA